This is a messenger RNA of Drosophila elegans, 1215 nucleotides long. RefSeq lists its product as uncharacterized. The coding region runs from base 168 to 947 and encodes 259 amino acids. The transcript has a single exon. NCBI's taxonomy places the organism in Eukaryota, Metazoa, Arthropoda, Insecta, Diptera, Drosophilidae. The record is from RefSeq and is a predicted model, not a curated record.
UUCACACUUCAAACCAAAAAAAAAAAAAAACAAGACGACGCCGAUUUUCGUAAAAGGGCAAAUUUAAAACAAUAAAAUAAGAGGAAAAGCUAAAUAGAAUAGGCGAAUUGCCAAAGAGCAAACAUCACAAAUUGCGACUCGGAGAAUACCGACUGUUUGGCCCGAAAAUGCAUCAGAGCACUUCCGCACAGGCGACAAAUGCGGCUUCUGGCGGGGAUGCCUUUCUUCCACUGCGCGCCUGCAGCACCGCCGGCUGCAAAGUGGCCACCGUGGUGGACAAGACCAAGCGGAAGUGCUCCCAGUUCAUCUCCUCGCCGUACAUAAUGCCCAAGCCGCUGGUGGUCAACGGACACACAUCGAUCUUCCAAGUGGGCGGCGAAAUGGCCAAGAUGGGCGACAUUCCGGCCCUUUCGCAGGCCACCGGUGGCGAUGGUGGUCAGCCCGUUUACCGCAUUAAGCCCGGUACCCAUGCGCACGUCAUCAACUAUGUGCUCAUCGACGAGGGCUCCGACUCGCUGGAGAAGGCCAGAUCCGGUGACCAGGAGGCCAUGCGUCUGCUGCUGGAAUCGCAGCGCGAGAGUGCCGUGACCAAGCUGCAGAAGCUGAUAGCCAACCACCGCGGCCCUCCAGCCUCGUCCAUUACAGCCCAUUCUUCGCCAGCACUAGCACGUCCUGUGGCCUCUAUCUCUACGCCUGGAGCCACUGUCGGGGGCGGAGGCCAUGUUACCACUCCCCAAAUCCAUCCGGACUUCUCCAUUGCCAGCGUGGAGGGAGCCGUCCCGUUUCGCGCAGUCCCCACCUCCGUGGGGAAUCCUUCAGCUCUAGUUCCUCCCGUCGCUCAACCAGCUGCCAGUGGAUUGCCCGCAGACUCUGUGGAUCGGCUGCAAGCGGAGCUCCUCGAGCUGCGACGCACGGUGGCCCGGCUGGAGGAGAACAGUCGCCGCUAGCUGUUACCGAAGGACACUCCAGUUCAACCAAAAACGCUUAAGACAACUACGUAGCGCCCUAGAAAUAACUAAACUAAACAUCUGCGACAUUGUUACCCCAAAUAAAUUAUGCAUUUCGUAAUAGGCAUUGUUAAUUUUGCUCCUGACUUGCAAAUGUAUUUGCCAAACCAAAUCAUUUAACGAGAUAGAAAGCUAGUGAUGAAAUUCAUUAAACAAUUAUAAGAUUUCCCAAUAAUGUUUAAUAUUAUUAAUAAACAUAUUGGCUUAA